This is a messenger RNA of Pararge aegeria (speckled wood butterfly), 4692 nucleotides long. RefSeq names its product embryonic polarity protein dorsal (gene Dorsal). The transcript has 14 exons. Gene Ontology annotation, biological process: response to cytokine; inflammatory response; non-canonical NF-kappaB signal transduction. Lineage: Eukaryota; Metazoa; Arthropoda; Insecta; Lepidoptera; Nymphalidae. Gene Ontology annotation, cellular component: cytoplasm. Gene Ontology annotation, molecular function: DNA binding; DNA-binding transcription factor activity. The record is from RefSeq and is a predicted model, not a curated record. Bases 95 to 2161 code for a protein of 688 amino acids.
CAAUUAUUUUAAAUAAUAAUUUUGAAGUGAUUUAAGUGCAAGUACCUACUCCGAUAACUAGAUGCAAAUUAGAUGCUAACUAGAGAUACAUUAAAUGUUAUGCAAUUCUGUUUUAGCGCUGGGCUACAAGAACACUCACUUGGGCGGCGUGGCGUGGAGGCUGCCGCGCGCCGCUGAGCUGUCACCAGCGCCUGCGCGAGCCAGCGGCGACGCGCUCUGCGGGGUCUUGACGCCGUCGGGCAUCAUUGUAUUGCUGCAGGACGAGGCCGCUCUGCCGUUAGAGAGCGAUGACGGCGAACAACCCCCCAACCUGAAUAUUAGCGAUGUCAUGGACGCCAUAACGCGAGCGGACCCGCUGUUCGGCGCGGGCCCCAUGAGCGUGGAGGGGAUGCCGCGCCAGCUGGCGCCCGCGCCGGGCCAGCCCUACGUGCGCAUCGUCGAGCAACCUGCUGGCAAAGCCCUCAGGUUCCGCUACGAGUGCGAAGGGCGGUCGGCAGGCUCGAUCCCGGGCGCAAACUCCACGCCCGAGAGGCGAUCGUACCCCACCAUCGAAGUAUGUGGGCAUAAGGGCCCGGCCAUCAUCGUCGUGUCCUGCGUCACCAGGGAAGCGCCGUACAAGCCGCACCCGCACAACCUGGUGGGCCGCGAGAAGUGCGACGAGGGCGUGUGCACCGUGAAGACCACCAUCACGGAGGACAGCCCGCAGGUGUCGUUCAGCAACCUGGGCAUCCAGUGCGUCAAGCGGAAGGACAUCGCCAACGCGCUCAAGACGCGUGAGCGGCUGAGGGUCGACCCUUUCCGGACCGGCUUCAACCACCGGAACCAGCCGCAAGGCAUCGACCUGAACGCCGUGCGGCUCUGCUUCCAAGUGUUCAUCCAGGACGAGCGCACCAAUCGCGUGCGGCACUCGCUGCCGCCCGUGGUGUCCGAUAUCAUUUACGACAAGAAGGCGCUCAGCGACCUCAUCAUCACGCGCGUCAGCCACUGCUCGGGGCACGCCAAGGGCGACACCGAGGUCAUCUUGUUGUGCGAGCGGGUGACCAAAGAGGACGUGAUGGUGGUGUUCUUCCAAAAGGAGGGCGACAACGUGGUGUGGGAGGCCAACGCCAACGUGCUGAUGGUGCACCGCCAGUACGCGGUGGUGUUCCAGACGCCGCCCUACCGCAACCCGCACGAACAGAGCCACGUGCAGGUUUUCUUACAACUGAAGAGAACAUCAGACAACGCCAGAAGCAACGCAAUACCUUUCGAAUACAUCCCCAACCACCAAGGUAUGGAUUAUUUAAAGCAUAAGAGACAGAAAACCUUGUCGUCGUCUCUUAUGGCGUACGAAGAAAGAGGUGCCUAUGGCGGCGAACAUAUCAAAUCGGAACCGAGAGGAGAAAAAACCCCUCCCCACCAGUCCAGCCCGAGGAACGUGUUCUCGCCGCCUUACGAACCGGAGCACGUCGCCGAGCACGCGUAUCAGCAAUGGCAGAUGCCAGCUCUCAACAUUCCCGGGCAAAUGACUUACAACCAGGAAAUGCAGUGGGGACAAAACUACACCACACUGCCACAGCUGUCCCCAAGCAUGCAGUCUGUGCCCCAAAACCUGCCUAGCAUGGCAUCGAACCUGCAAUCCAUGACAAAUUACCUGCAGCAGAACACACUGCAACCCAUACAGUCCAUGUCCCCAAACCUGCAAGCCAUGUCACCGAACAUGCAAUCCAUGUCACCGAACAUGCAAUCCAUGUCACCGAACAUGCAAGCCAUGUCCCCUAACAUGCAAGCCAUGUCACCGAACAUGCAAGCCAUGUCACCGAGCAUGCAAGUAAUGUCACCGAACAUGCAAGCCAUGUCGCCGAACAUGCAGAUGUCACAAAUGUCCCCAAUGGGGCAAGUCAGGUCCCCAGUGGGAAUCUCGCCAAACAUGGGACACGUUUCUCCCGCUUCAAUGGGGCACAUCUCUCCUAACCGAAUGCAACAACAGAUGACCCAACAAGAUCUGAUGGAGGCUGCGGCGACUAGCGACACGCCCUCCCUCACCGGCCUCCUCUUGGAGAGAGGCGAGGGAAUACAGUACUCAGGAGAGUUCUCCGGACUCUCCUCCCUACUGGACGCGCGCGGCCCCGACCUCAGCGACAGUCUUAACAGGCUCUCCACCAGCGACCUUCUGCAUUAGCCACAGGGCCCUGUGAAUGAACUGUGAAACUAAAAUUGAAAGUAAACCAAUAGAUUAUGAAAGUGACUUACUCAUAUGAUAUAUUGCCUUGUGACAAUUUUGACAAGUAAAAUAUGUUAAAUAACUUUGUGUCAUUCCCAAACAAACUAGAAAACGCUACAGGUGAUACAAAUCCAGAAAACUUAAUAAUAUUUACAACUGGUAGAAAAUAUUACCUAAUUACCUUCUUACUACCUGUGGUGAAUAUUGCUAUAUAUAUAUCAUCAAUUUAUGUCCCAUUUUUGGUUUGGAGCUGCUCUCAAGCAAAGGUGCGAUGAAGGUGCUUAGACAUAUCACAUUGCUUCCAAGAAGGGUUGGCUGGGUAAUACUGUGUUUACGGAAAUUUCAUACCUAGUUAUCAUCUAAUUAUGUUCUUUAUUGAAUCACUACAAACUUUCUAUAUUAAGAAUAUUUUUAGUUAAUAGAAUAAUAUGUGAUCUUGAAUGAAAUUUUAAGGAAUUUAUUAAAAUAAUGACUAAAGUCUUCUAUAUGAUAAGCUAAUAAACACAAAUCUAUCACGGACAGGUUUGCAGUUUUUUUUUAAAUAAAGAACAAAAUAAAUAAAAAAACGUAUUUGUACAGUGUUGUCAGUAUAUUGUAUAUUUGUAUCUAAUUUUGAGUAGCAUUUUAAAUAAAAGGUCAGAUUUUUUUGUGCCACAUAAUUUUCUUUUGAUUGAUAGAACACCAUGAAACAUUGAUUAAAAUACUUGGUUUAUUAUGUUCCUUGAGGUAGCUACGAAUUGCACUACUGAGUUGAACUUCAUACUAAAUUAGAUAAUGUUUUAAUAACAACAAUGUAAACCAAUUCAAAUAUCAUGGUUAAUUUUUUUAAAAACUGUGGUUUCCUAAGAAGACAAUUCUUUAGCGUUAAACAAAAUUGUUCAGCUAAAUUUGAACUGAGGUGUUUACCUCAGUUCAAAUCUAAUCUAAUAAUCAUUCAAACUUAAGCAAAAAAUAUGAAUUUAUUUUUUGCUCCACCUAGAAGAAAAUAAAAAAUGGGCAAGUUUUGGGUAGCUAGUACAAAUUCAAAUAUAUGCUAUAGUAUGCGAUAGUAUGCUAUUUUCUUCAAAAUAUGACCACAAAUUCCAGUACCAUUUCUACUGGUUUAGAAAUGACUAUUAGGAAUUUUAGUUUCAGUUGUAAUUAUUUCAAUUUCUUGAUAAUUGACGAACAGUAUUUCACUGUUGUAUAACUUCAUAAUAUUAAAAAAUACAAAAAAACUAUGGUUAUGUAAAAUAUUGAUAUUUAUCCUGGUUAUUUUAUAAAUGCGAAAGUGUUAUUGUUCGUUUGUUAGUUUGUCCUUCCUUCACGCUCUAACUAAGCAACCCACUUGUUUUUUUGGCAUUUGAUUAAAAGGAUGGAGAGUAACAUAGCAAAUUUUUAUCCCAGGAAAACAAAUAGUUCCCACAGGAUUUUAAAAAAAUCUUAAUAACCGCGAACGAAGAACGCGAGCAACAGCUUGUGUUUAUAUAAGUUUUAAACUUGAUCAAUAAAUCUAUGUAAUGAAUUUUUUGAAGUUAUACUUCUUUAGCGGGGUGAAGAAUCGAAUUCGAAAUUCGUUACGAAAGAAUUCCGGUAAUUUAAUUGAUUCAAUUUUACAAAAAUCUCCAAUUUUAAUGUUCAGUGAAACUUGGUGGUCCGAUAGUGAGAAAACUAGAUAAUGCGUAAUAAUAAAACUUAGUAUUAGUAACAGUGUAUUAAAUACCUUUUUUCUAUUGUUAUUGUUGUUUUCUCUAGAAACGAAUAAGGUAUAAGAUUAAAUUUUUGAAAAGUUUACGUUAUUUGUUACGCCGAAGAAGUAUAACUUCUAUCGCGUGUACAUAAGUACACACAGGUUUUUUUUUCAUUGAAAGUAGUUACUGCUUUAUCCAAAAUCAUGUUUAAGGUGGUUUUUUUUUGGUUAACUACUUUUUCUUCAAUUGAAAUUUUCAAAUUAUAUAACAGUAAAUAAACAAAGAAAAUUUGAAAAAGAAAACAAAAAUUUGCAAUAUGUAUGAUACAAUAUGAGAUUAAAUAUUUUUGUGAGAUUUAUUAAUAAUUGUUUUAUUUGUGAUUAAUUAUUAUUGUUACGUUUAAGUUGAAAGUGAAUACUAAGGUUGAAAUAAAUUACUGUUAUGUUUUUUGUUACCAAAUAUUAGCGGAGCUGUGUUUGAUUGAAAAAUUGUAUUUCUCAAUUUUUUUUUUACACAAAAUAGUUUUUUUUAUAAAUUAUAUUUGUGCACCUGCCCUAAUUUUUUCAUGACAAUUAAAAUAGGCAAAUAUUCAUUCACUUUGUACAUUUUUUUUUCUGUGGAUGCAAAUACUAAUUAUACUUGCAUUAGCCAUGUCUACGUAUAUCAAAUAGUAAAAUUCAAUGUUCUCAAGAAUAAAAUAGUUUAUGAAACACCACGCUAUAAAUACGUCUACGUGCAAUAAUAUAAGUUCGCAUUUAAUGUGAUAGUUAUAAUUGUUUUCAUAUUUUAAGAAAUUGAAAAAAUAAAUAUUUUACAAUA